Rhinichthys klamathensis goyatoka is the source of this 1393-nucleotide messenger RNA. Its product is annotated as trace amine-associated receptor 1. Bases 136 to 1368 code for a protein of 410 amino acids. NCBI's taxonomy places the organism in Eukaryota, Metazoa, Chordata, Actinopteri, Cypriniformes, Leuciscidae. Gene Ontology annotation, molecular function: G protein-coupled serotonin receptor activity. The transcript has 2 exons. Gene Ontology annotation, cellular component: plasma membrane. Gene Ontology annotation, biological process: chemical synaptic transmission; adenylate cyclase-activating adrenergic receptor signaling pathway; regulation of appetite. The record is from RefSeq and is a predicted model, not a curated record.
UGCGGGAAAUCUGUCGGAUGUGAGGAUGAUUUGCAUAACAAUGCCCAACUCUUAAUAAUACCCAACACACAGGCACCUACACACACACACGCCCCGCCUACAUUCUGAUCAAGAGGACCGUUUUAGUGCUUAUUAAUGUGGCAUAUUCAAAAUAACGCGCACACGCAGACACUUUACCACCCUUACUUUACCGAUGGAGCUGCCACUCGUCUAUUCAUCCAGGAGAAAUGGAGGAAACAAGAAGAGUCAGAUAAACAUGGCAUUGUAAAGAAAGAAGAAACACUCCCAUUUAGGUUGAACAGCAUGGAAAACUCCACGGAAUGGAGCAACGUUUCACUCGAUGCCGAUUUCGAGGCCUGUGCCACGUUGAGGAGCUCUGGUUCGCGAGCCGCCCUCUAUGUCUUCAUCAUCGCUGGGAUCGUCUGCACCGUUGUCGGAAACUUCCUGGUGGUGCUCGCCAUUGCUUACUUCAAACAGCUGCAGUGCCCUACGAACUAUUUCGUCAUGUCUCUGGCUGUCGCUGACUUCCUGGUGGGCCUUGUGGUUAUGCCGUACAGUAUGGUCAGAACAGUGGAGGGAUGUUGGUAUUUCGGUCCAACCUUCUGCCAUCUUCACUCCAGCUUGGAUGUUAUGCUCUGCACGGCCUCUAUCUUCCAUUUGAGCUGCAUCGCUUUUGACCGCUAUUACGCCGUCUGCAACCCCUUGGUGUAUUCGUUUAAGAUGUCCCUCAAACGUGUCAGUCUGCUGAUCGUGGUUUGCUGGGCCGUUCCUUUCCUCAUCUCCUUCGGACCAAUCUUCCUCGGGCUGCACAAGCUUGGCGUGGACGUUCCUUUGCCUGAGAACGUAUGCAUCUUCUUAGUAAACCGCGUUUAUGCCGUCAUGGCAUCCCUCGUCGCGUUUUACCUGCCUAUGGUGACCAUGUUGGUGGCCUACUGGAAGAUCUACAAGGCGGCCAAGCGGCAAGCCAUGCAAAUAAGCGCGAUGGAAUCGCAGAUGGCGGCAGGUGUGGGCAAGGACUCGAGUAAGAAACAAAAACACCGCAACUCUAUAAGGAGGGAAAGAAAAGCAGCCAAGACUCUGGGCAUCAUUAUGGGGGUUUUCCUUCUCUUCUGGCUGCCCUUUUUUACCGUUAAUAUCGUUGAUCCAUUCAUUGAGUACGGGACUGCUGGUGUGAUUUGGGACGUGUUCCUGUGGUUGGGGUACGUCAACUCCUCCCUAAAUCCUUUUCUCUAUGGUUUCUUCAACCGUUCCUUCCGUAGGGCUUUCCUCAUGAUCAUGGGCUGCAGAAUAUGUCUGUACGGCACAGCUCAAGGAAUGGACCUCUCUCACUCGAAAAGAGAUGCCAGUGAGCGCACAGAAAACCAGUAGACUGUAGCGGCAGUUCAUAUGUUUU